AUGAGCAUUUUAGCCUAUUAUGUGAAUAACAUAAACAGCUCUCCCAAAACAUAUGGUCUUAACACUAAUGCACUGACUGACACUAGCAGUGUGUCUGAUAAAUCAGUACUGAAGGUUGUUAUCCGACCAGAACUGGAGAAGAAGGUGAUCAAGUUGAUUAAUGAUUACAGACAAGAACAUGCUGAUAAAAGACCGAUAUCUGGCAGACUCACCUUCAAAAAGUUGCUGGAUUUGUAUACAGCCCUGCAGAUGUUCCAGUUUAAGAUCGAGCACAUCGAGGAGGCCAUGAAGAGCAGUAUGCUGUAUGGAGGCGAUCUGCACUCAGCGCUCGACUGGCUCUGUCUGAAUCUCAAAGAUGAGCUACCGGAGGGAUUCAGCCAAAAGAUGCAGGAGGAGAAACAGAAGACUCGCCCCAUGUUUCAGGCUCCUAAAGAGGACGAGAAACAAACGGUGGCCAAAAAAGAAGCAUCUAAAGAGGACGAGAAACCAAAGGCAAAGAAACAAACUACUUCUGUAAAAGACAACGGUGGCAGUAUGAAGGAGUGGAUACUGCGCUACUCUGAACAGUCUGAGGAUCAGAGCAGUGAAGAAUAUGAAAACAAGGACGCAAGUGUGUUUAACCUAGAGCUGGAGGAGAAGUUUGAUCCUAAUGACAGAUACCUGCCGCUGGCCGCUCAGCUGUAUGAUGCGAAGGAGAUGGCCGCAGAAUUUAAAGCCAAGAAAGACAAAGCAGGGCAGAGGACUGCACAAGAUCGGAUCAGAGUCAUCCAGCAAGAAAUGAAGUCUUUGGAGAGUCAUCCAAUGUUUAACUCGGCUAUCAAAGUUAAAGACACUCCCAAAGAGGAAAAGAAGCCAGUUACACUCACUGAUGGCAAGGAGGAACUCAACUUCAGCCUCUUUGAGCAAGCAGACACACCUCCAGCAGAAACAACUGAGAAAAAGAAGAAAGAGCCCAAAGAUAUUCGUAACUUUGACUACACGUUAAGGAGCUGGACUGGCAAGUCGCCAAAACAGUUUCUGAUUGAUUGGUGCAGGAAGAACCUCCCGAAGAGCCCUCCACCAUCCUUUGAGAAAGUUGCAGUCGAAAGAUAUUGGAAAUGCAGAUUUGUUCGCAUUCAGAGGCCUAAUGAUGUUUUGGAGGUUUGUCCCACUAUCCUGACUGAGGACGGCAUGCAGGCCCAGCACUUAGGAGCCACGCUGGCCCUUUAUAACCUAGUCCAAGCACAGUCGGUGCAUCAGCUUCUGCCACCCACCUAACGUGAGGUGUGGCUUGAGUGGCGAGACGGCGAACAAAAAGAAGAGGAGCAAACCCGCUCCGCCAUCAACAAACCACGUGACCAGUUCAUUGCACAUCUUCUGACCCGCCUCAAACAGCACCAUACCCUCCAACCGCAGGCCGUGCAGCAGGAACGUCUUCAGGAUGCUGAACUUGAAGACUCCUGGGAGAACCUGGACAUCCAGGAGGACCAUGAGUCCCAGUGCGGAGGAAGCUUUGUGAUGGAGGAGAUGUCCCGGAGACUGUACCUCAAACUGCGGAGCUCAGCUCUGGCUCGCAGGCUGCUGGUCGAGAGGGAGCAGCUGCCUGUUUUCCAGCACCGACAGCAGGUGCUCGAGGCUCUGCGGUGCCACCGUGUGCUGGUGAUCGCUGGGGAGACGGGAAGCGGGAAGAGCACACAGAUUCCUCAGUUCAUCCUGGAGGAGCUCCUGGCUAAUGGGGAGGCCGCGCAGCCUUGCAAUGUGGUGGUGACACAACCCAGAAGGAUUUCAGCCACGAGUCUGGCCAGCAGGGUGUCGCAGGAGCUGGGGAGCGAGGACGGACCGGGAAACAAGAGUUCACUGUGUGGAUACCAAAUCCGAAUGGAGAACCGCUCAGGGGACGCCACACGACUGCUGUACUGCACCACUGGAGUUCUGCUGUGCAAACUACAGCAGGACCGGCUCCUCAGCUCCCUCACACACAUCGUGGACGAGGUUCAUGAGCGGAGCGUCCAGUCAGAUUUUCUCCUCACCGUACUAAAAGAAGUGGUUCAUAAGAGCUCAGAUCUGCAUUUGAUAUUGAUGAGCGCUACAGUCGACUGUCAAAAGUUUGCCAACUACUUCAUCCGCUGUCCUGUGGUCACCAUACCUGGCAGAACUUUCCCUGUGGAGGUGUUUCACCUGGAGGAUAUUGUGGAGGAGACGGGUUACAUUCUGGAGCAGGACUCAGAGUACAGUCAGAAGUAUGUGGAGGAGGAAGAGGAGGUCAGCAUCAACAUCACACAGAAAGGAGGAAAGACUCUUCAGCACCAGGAGCCGAUCGUGAGGGACUCUGGCUCAGGCUGGGAUCUGAGCCCUGAGCUGGAUCACUUCAGCAACCGGACGCGACACGUCCUGCAGUAUAUGAACCCCAAUAAGAUAAAUAUGGAUCUGAUAUUAGACCUACUGGAAUACCUGGAUAAAUCACCUCAGUUUCGUGAUGUGGAUGGUGCGGUUCUGAUCUUCCUCCCAGGCCUGGCUCAUAUUCAACAGCUGUAUGAUCUACUGACCACCGACAAGAGGUUCAGCUCAAAGGACAGAUAUAAACUGGUUGCCCUCCACUCCACACUGUCAUCUCAGGACCAGUCUUCUGCAUUUACACUGCCACCUCCUGGAAUGAGAAAGAUUGUUCUGUCCACAAACAUUGCUGAGACUGGUGUCACCAUUCCUGAUGUGGUCUUCCUCAUCGACACAGGAAAAACUAAAGAGAAUCGGUAUCAUGAAAGCAGUCAGAUGAGCUCUCUGGUGGAGACGUUUGUGAGUAAAGCCAGCGCUUUGCAGAGACAGGGGAGGAAGUGUGAAUAUGGUUCUCCAGAGGAUUUCCUGUGUCGAGCUCUCGAUGUGCCUCAGCAGCAGGCUGUGUGUAAUGCUGUCAGUCUGCUGAGGAAGAUCGGCGCCUGCAAGCAAGAUAGCUACGCCCUCACGCCACUCGGCCAUCACUUGGCCGCCCUUCCUGUCAAUGUCAAGAUCGGCAAAAUGCUCAUCUUUGGUGCCAUCUUUGGCUGCCUGGAACACAUUGUGAAAUACAUGAAGGUGUUUCUAAGAGACACUACAUUGAUCUCUCCUUUAGCCAUGCUGCUGUUCGGAGGUGAUAUUGACGUGCAGCACAGGGAGAGACUUGUCUCUCUGGAUGGAUGGAUCUAUUUCCAGGCUCCAGUCAGAAUUGGCGUGAUCUUCAAACACCUUUGCAAACUGGUCGACUCCCUCCUGGAGAGGAAAUUGGCCAACCCCAAAAUUAAUUUGGAAGAUGAGAAAACCAUACAAAUAAUCACAGAACUGAUCAAGUCAGAAAACAUGCUCUGAGGAAGUGCCCGUUUGUGCUCAAUCAUGAAUGACUGAAAUGCUGACAAACCUCACUGAGGGCUUCAUGCCACACUCAGGAGAAAGCAAGAGGAAAUAUCUGCCCUGAAGGAGACAAAUGCCCAGCUGAGAAAUCUGGCUAAGCAGACUGAACAUUACGUCACAAUACUAGAUGUCCUGACAACAUCGUUCCAGAGGGACUCAGUAUCUCGCCGCACUCCUGUGAGGCCAACAGAGGAUCAUUCUUCUGAACACUCCUGGAUCUCUCUGCUGACAGAGGAAGAGCCAUCGGAUCCAUCUUGCACAGCUUUAACUAACUCCACCACUGACACAGAAAGGCCGACAUCAGGGCUCAAGCGGCGGCUGUGGUCCAGCUGGAAUGACCUUCUGUGUGAAGAAGCUGAGGACACCAGCUUGAACCGUCCAUCAGGUUCCAAGCAGCCCAGGCUUGAAAAUUAACUUGGACAGGUAGACUUGGAGCAUCUGAAGGCCCAGCUGGACCAGGAUCAACAGAGAAGAUUCAGGCCUGACUCAGAAUCAAAGCCUUGAGAUGUCCUCUGAAGGUUUGAUCGCACAGUUUGUGAACAUAUUUGGGGCGUUCCAUGGCCUUCAGGUGAUUACAGAAACCCCUUCCGUCAUAUCUGAUCUGAACAUGAGUGGAGAUGAUGGAAAAGUGUGCUUUAAAGGGAUAGUU
Molecule: messenger RNA, 4009 nt
Organism: Sinocyclocheilus grahami
Lineage: Eukaryota; Metazoa; Chordata; Actinopteri; Cypriniformes; Cyprinidae
Product: ATP-dependent RNA helicase DHX29-like
Exons: 27
Cellular component (GO): intracellular anatomical structure
Molecular function (GO): ATP binding; RNA binding; helicase activity
Source: RefSeq, a predicted model, not a curated record